AUCAAAAUCCCCAAAACCAUUCGGUGAACCCACCCCCAAAAUCCCAGCCUAACCCGAAAAUUGAGAGAGGAAGAGGAAGAAGUAGACCAAGAUUAAGAGGGAGAAAGAAAUUGAGGUUUGAAAAAUAACAAACGGAAAGCCCAAUUGGGCCCAAACACUAAGCCCAUAAACCUUGGAACCAAUAAAACUUGCCGUGGAAAUAGCAAUUUACCCACAUCUGAGUCUGACCCGAAACUCGUUCUUCGUUUGUUUUCAGAGGAAAAUAACAAUGGCAGCUGAGUCUCAGUCUCCGAGUUCUGUUAAAAAAGUGGUUGUUCAUCUGAGAGCCACUGGUGAUGCUCCUAUUCUCAAACAAGCGAAAUUCAAGGGUUUGGGAGAGAUACCUGGAACUGACAAGUUUGCUAAAGUAAUUGACUUUCUACGCCGACAACUUCAUCGGGAAACAUUGUUUGUCUAUGUCAACAGUGCAUUCUCUCCAAACCCAGAUGAAUUGGUGAUUGAUCUGUAUAAUAAUUUUGGUUUUGAUGGUAAACUGGUGGUUAAUUAUGCUUGUUCCAUGGCAUGGGGCUAACUCUUGGAUUUUGGUGAAGGGUCUGCUUGUGUAAAUUCAUUUUAAACUUGGAUUAUUACUUCCAUACAAGCAAGGAAACAUGAUUUGAUGGUAAAUUUGAAGAUUGUGAUUAGGGGAUUGAAGAUUGGAACUGAAAGUUUAGAUUCAUAAUCAUUUGAGUUGAAGCCACACUUUUAUUGAGUUGCUUUGCUUACAAGCUGUAAUUACCUGGUUGAUUGAUAUUCAAUACAUAAUGAUGUAUAUAGCUAAAAGGUUAAUGCUAAAUGUGCUCCAUGUGGAUUCUCAAAAAAAAAAAAAAAAAAAAAUGUGCUUCAUGUGAGAAAAAUUUGUCUAAUGAUAGCAAAUUGACUUAUCAGUAUUAUUGUCUCAUUAAAAACAAAAACCUCAUUGCAUUUUAAAGCUUUCAUUUACCAUGUGCCAUAAAUUUUGAAAAGUAAGUACUUUAUUUACGUCGUGUCCUUGUACUUCUAUGGGGAUUGUCAUCAAUGAAGUGGAAUGCAUUAUUGAAA
This is a messenger RNA of Quercus lobata, 1080 nucleotides long. It is a transcript of the gene ATG12A, whose product is annotated as Ubiquitin-like superfamily protein. Gene Ontology annotation, cellular component: cytoplasm; autophagosome membrane; phagophore assembly site membrane. Gene Ontology annotation, molecular function: Atg8-family ligase activity. The coding region runs from base 269 to 571 and encodes 100 amino acids. Gene Ontology annotation, biological process: autophagy of mitochondrion; autophagosome assembly; autophagosome maturation. Lineage: Eukaryota; Viridiplantae; Streptophyta; Magnoliopsida; Fagales; Fagaceae. The record is from RefSeq and is a predicted model, not a curated record. The transcript is spliced from 7 exons.